Molecule: messenger RNA, 3103 nt
Organism: Mizuhopecten yessoensis (Yesso scallop)
Lineage: Eukaryota; Metazoa; Mollusca; Bivalvia; Pectinida; Pectinidae
Product: protocadherin Fat 4-like
Exons: 11
Coding region: 87-1820 (577 amino acids)
Biological process (GO): homophilic cell-cell adhesion
Cellular component (GO): cell-cell junction; membrane
Molecular function (GO): calcium ion binding
Source: RefSeq, a predicted model, not a curated record
CCUUAUUCCUGAACGGUGAACCAAACCUAAAAUACGAUACUCAAAAUCAAUAUACACUGACCAUCACGUGCACGGACAACCUUGGCAUGUCCUCUACCAGGGACAUUGUGGUCAGCAUCACAGAAAAUGCUUCACCAUCAAUGGACAAUCUCCCAAAUACAGUAGACGUGGACACUCUGACCACCACGACAGGAACACAGAUAUUCUCAAUCAACGGAGUGGACACUGAUUCCACAAUUCUAUUUUACAACAUGACGUGUUUCCCUGCCAACUGUCCGUUCCAAGUCAACACGGCGGGACAGAUUUUGGCAACAGAAAACUUGAACACACACAAGAUUGCUGCCUAUGACCUCAACGUGUGGAUUAAUGAUAAAUGGUCGCUAGUAGGACCCGAGACUUUAAGUGUCACGCUCACAAACAUAAACGACAUUCCUGUUAUCAGUAAUAUACCAGCUGGACUGUCACUGACGAUUCCGGAAAACUCCGCCGUCACCAAGAUUAUCCUCGACACGGCUGUCACAGAUGGAAACCCUGGAGAUACACAUACGUUCACAGCUGUAUUCACACCCGGAGAUGGCUCCAACUACUUCAGAAUCAUAAGUGGGACUGGUGUCAUCAGACCAUCGCAGGUGAUCGACUACGAGGAGUUGCUGGCUAAAGGAACUACAUCAUUUAAUGUCGCCGUGACAGCGAACGAUGGGCGAGAAGAUUCGGUCACCAAAUACUUCACUUUAGCUGUCACGGACGUUAACGAACCACAGACGGGUUUUUCACAGACUACAUAUCAAAUUACAGGAGUAGAGACUACCACGACUUUCCCGGACCUCAAUCCCACAUUGGCCAAUUCUGUGAUAGACGUUGACGACACACGUGACACACAGACGCUUACCAUGGACUGUGGGACCACAACGGUGUUGUUUGCUAUGGACCCCACCACGGGCCGCGUCACCAAGACCGAUGAAUACGAUCUCGACGCUACACAACAGACGACAGACACCGUGGCGUGCGUUGUGACAGCAACUGACGCAGCGGGACACACUGUCACAACAAACCUAAACAUCAUCAUCAAUGAGGAGAACGAUAACCCGCCCGUGCUGAAUCAGGACACGUACACUCACUUCCUGCCAAUCAACACUGGAGCGGGGUCACAGUUCGGGCCCUUCUCUUCCACCGAUGCCGACGUCCUGACCGACCACACCGAUACCACGUACACAUUGACCGGGGGAUCAGGGCUGUUUGGAUUUACGGAUUGCUGCAGUGUCUACAACAAUGUCAACUUUAGCACGACGGCCCACAAUGUAGGUGAUUCAUUUUCCAUGACCUUGACCGCAACUAACAAGAACGGCCUUAAAGAUACCGCCACCGUCAACGUCAUUCUUACCGACCCUGUAACCACCACAGCCGCCACCGUCGUCACAACAACCACAACGGCGGCCACAGCCUCGUCGUUAGCGUUUCCCACAUUUGGUGACAGUGGGAGUAUUUCUAAUUUCCUAGACGAUCCAGAAAAUCUCGGUUGGUUCAUACCGACCAUGAUCCUGCUGGCUAUCAUGACUGCAUUGCUUGCGUAUAUGAUAUACAGAUGUAUACGGAACCCUGGUGCCUUUGCCAGACUCGGAAACUUGUGUAAGGGACGGUCUUUGAACUGUAACUGGCAAACCCGUAGCAAGAUGGCUACCAAGGUAAAAAUACCAAAGAAGGUAAAGGCCACAAACAACAAAGUAAACAAGGUUCGCCAGUUAGGAGACAACGACGGAAAGUAUGAAUGGAACACUUGGUCUCAUAUUGACUUCGGAAACAAAGCAGUCGAACAUCGGUAGAGCAAAGAAAGGAUCAAAGGGACAAUUGAAGACAAAAAGGGAUUCAGAGACUCUCAUCGGGGACAAAAUAAUUGACUCUAAUACAUUGCAAAGCAUUUAGCGUGAUGUUUUCAAUGAAUUUUACAUUUUUUAACCAGUAUUAUAUCGUUUAUUUCCUUAACUGUUGUGUAAAUUACGGGAUCGUUUAUGUUUAUGAGACUGUCUUCAUCAACGCUGGGAAUCACCAAGCAUAUUUCUAGACAGGUACAAACUAUAAGGGUUACCAUUAAUAUAUUAUGCUAACAUUGAUAUCAUUUUUAAGGAACUAAUCACUUUGCUUCGUUAUUUAGGCCUUAAAUAGGUUUUUUUUACUGUCAAUUCUAUGUCAUUCCCUUUUGUAUUUAUACAAAGAUAAUGAUAGGUUUUUGUAUUUUGUAAGAGAGCUAGACCAUAUUGAUACUAUUCCAAAUAAUUUUGCAGAAAUGUAUUUUACAACAAAUAUAUAGACCCGUUGAGCAGUGGAUAAGUUUCUUCUUUCAUGAUCAAGAGGUCCAGGAUUGGAUCCUCUUGUUUUGUAGAUAAAACAAAAACACAACUCCCUGCUGUACACAAUUGGCGAGCAACUACAAGUCAGAAAAAUACUGCACAACUAUGAACGCUGCUUAGAAGUAGAUAAAACACAGUGCUUUGGUACUUUCUAAUUUUUACGUUCAUUAUUGUAUUUAUAUAAUUAUUUCCUUCUGAUUUGACAUUUUGAACGAGAGAAGUAAUAGAUCGGAAUAAAUGUUUAUUUUUCUAACCAAGCUCACGAAUGAGAAUAAAAUCCUCAGAUUGUUCUAACCUUUUCGUUUACACAUAGCUGAGAAGUAUCUGUUUUUCAUAGCAUAGCAUUCAUUAAAAGUAUUCACUUAGAACAUAUUUGUUUUCGCUUUUCCUUUAUUAAAUUCGUGUUGCAGAAGUUCCUUUUUCGGGGAUCUCUGCGUUAGUCUUUUCUUUCUUCAUGCUUUGCCCGUUUAGCACUGAUUUAAGUUUACAUUACAUUUGUGUUCUACUGUUGUCGUUGUUAUACACAUAAAGGAAAAGAGAUUGAUGCUGCAUGAAAGUACAUGUAAGUACAACUAAGGCCCAAAAGAAAGAAUAAUAUGAGUUAAUAAAACCUGUUUUCAAAUUUGUUGUAAAAGAAAUAAAGUUAUAUUGUUAUAUUUGCGAAGUCAGUAUAUAUUUAUGUAGUAUUAUCGUAUAUAACUUUAAACACUAAUGGAUGACUUAUCGGCACAAAGGAUUUUUUUUAUUAUUAAAAGGAC